This is a messenger RNA of Porites evermanni, 1807 nucleotides long. NCBI's taxonomy places the organism in Eukaryota, Metazoa, Cnidaria, Anthozoa, Scleractinia, Poritidae. The record is from the annotation of a GenBank genome assembly.
AUGGAGAAAUCUUCUUUUGCGAAACUUAUUGACAUCAGGAAGGAGCGCAAGCCGUCCUGCACUCUUUGUAGCAAUCAUGGAAUACGUUCAAGCCUCAAAGGACACAAGCAUAAUUGUCCUUUCUUGCGCUGUCAUUGUGAGCGAUGUGUCAAGGGACGCCUUAAAAGGGACAUCAUGAAACAGCAAGUUCGUCUUCGAAGAAAACAGAUGAAGGACAUUGUAAACCAUCCUUACUGUGGAACUCCUGUAGAAUCACUAGGUAAAUUUCAAAGGUUUAAUUUCGUUGUUCUUUUUUGUUGUUGUUGNACUUGUUUCUUGGCUAAAACGUGGUGCAGCGCAGAAAAAUGGAGAAAUCUUCUUUUGCGAAACUUAUUGACAUCAGGAAGGAGCGCAAGCCGUCCUGCACUCUUUGUAGCAAUCAUGGAAUACGUUCAAGCCUCAAAGGACACAAGCAUAAUUGUCCUUUCUUGCGCUGUCAUUGUGAGCGAUGUGUCAAGGGACGCCUUAAAAGGGACAUCAUGAAACAGCAAGUUCGUCUUCGAAGAAAACAGAUGAAGGACAUUGUAAACCAUCCUUACUGUGGAACUCCUGUAGAAUCACUAGGUAAAUUUCAAAGGUUUAAUUUCGUUGUUCUUUUUUGUUGUUGUUGUUUUGUAACGAACGUAGUUUUCUUAUUUGCUAAUUUUUUUUUUUUUUUUCUUUCGUUUUUCCUGUUUUCGCAAAAAAGAAAAACAUUGUUAAGUUUACAAGAACUCGCUCUCUUUACAACAGCAGAGGUUCCAAACUGACGAAAUUUCUGUUAAGCUGAUUUAUUUUUAUACCUUAAUUAACGGUGCUAUUUUUAGCAUACUUUAUAACUUUAAAACAGCGCUUUAGUUUUUUAACUCGAAGAAAAAGCAACAUGUGUUUUACCGUAAUUUCUAUUUACCGCUCAAUGAAUUUUUAUUUUUUUAGUCGUGUUUCAAGUCUCUUGUUCACUUAAGUUAAUGUUCGUUUGCUUGUUUUUGCAGUAAACAUAUCUUCGUCGGUUGUGAAAAACGAAUCAUCUUUGUUGAAAGAAAACAGCAGCGUCCUAGACGAGACCCACGAGGCAUUCCCCAAACUUGGUGGUCGCUUAGUGCAAAGCGUUUCCAACAUUCUGCAAUCUCCGUUUAAUGUCCAAAGACAGCAGUCGUACAACUGUAGUGCGUAUCUUCCGACACCCUUUCAGUUGUGGACCAUGUGCGAUGGGCAAGUUUGUCGCUACAACAGCUGGCCCGAGCAAGGCAUUCCUUCUUGUCCCGUGGAACCUCUAUCCUGUCCAGGAUUUUCCAUCUCCGAUAACAGUGCAUUUGUGAAGUACCGCAGUCUGCCUCCGAUAGCGGACAACAGCUCUUUCAGGUCUGGCCAUUCGUCCGAAGAAGUUGCCGCUGUUUUAGCGUCGUUUGGAAGUCCAGAGCAGAGAAUAACAACUUGUUAAAAAAAAAAACUUUUCAUGCCACUUGGACAAAAAUAGGCUCGGUUUUGGUUUGUUAUAUUGCAAGUAUUGAACAUUCCCGAAGAGGCCAAUAUAAAAACUUUGUUAUUAAGAAAGUCUAUCAAAAUUAUUUUAUACUGGUUGUUAAAACAGCAGACUAUAAAGGAUAGUUUUGUUUGGUGAACAAAACGGAUAAAUUUCCUUCAUGAGGAUUAUUGAUUUACGAAGAGAAAAAGAACAAAGUGUCUUGCUUUUACGUGAUUUAAAUGUAGUCUUAUUGUUUGUCCUUAAUUGUUUCAAUAAAAACUAAUUGCUUUAUUAAAGAUGCUCACAAUUUCAUCGAUGAUGAAG